UCGAUUACAUUAAUAAUUGAUUAUAUGCUUCCAUAUGAAACAUGUGUAUUGUGUUUUUGGCCAUCUCAGAUAAUCCAAUACAUGAUGGAUAUAAAGUUAUAAUUGGUGUGAACAGAGAUGAAUACACUAGUCGACCAACAAAAGAGCUCCAUUGGUGGGAAAAACGACCAGAUAUUAUAUCAGGUAUUGAUCUUUUUCCUGGAAAAGAAGGUGGUACCUGGCUUGGGAUGUCUAAAAGUGGUAAAGUUGGAAUCCUCACGAACUACAGACAAAGUCCAAAAUUUAAACGCGAGGAUGAAAUUGGCCGAGGGCAACUUGUGUCUGAUUUUCUUAAAUCUGAGGAAAAACCCAAAACAUUUCUAGAAAAUGUUGAAGAAAAUGGCCACAAAUAUGGUGGUUUUAACUUGAUUCUUGGUGAAGUCAUUCCUGGAAAAACUGAAAUGAAUUUCAGUUAUUAUUGCAACAAAGAGAGUCGACCUUUGCAGGACUUGACGCCAGGAAUCUAUGGUCUUAGUAAUCGAUAUUUGGAUUAUGGUUGGAAGAAAGUUGAUUUGGGAAAAAAACAGUUUGAAAAGAUUGUGAAAGAAGAGAGUUCAAUGCAAGAGAAAGUUGAUAAAGUUUUGGAAUUGUUACUUGAUGAGACUAGGUAUGGUGUUGAUGAUGCCUUUCGCGGUCCUGAAGAUGAGGGCCUCCCUGACAUGUUCCUUGAAAGACUCUCAGCAAUAUCAGUGAAAAUUCCUGAAAUGAACUAUUGCUCCAGAACACACUCAGUGAUAACAGUAGAUCAUGAGGACAAUGUUACAUUUCUGGAAAGAACAAUGAUAGAGCCAAUGAGUGUUAAAAAUCCUUGCUGGACAAAAAAUAACUUUGAAUUCAAAAUUGAACCAAACUACCAUUCAUAGUUUCAUGAUCAUAGGCAUUUACUAAUAAACCAAGGAAUGUACAUAAUAAA
Messenger RNA from Dendronephthya gigantea, 952 nucleotides. Its product is annotated as transport and Golgi organization 2 homolog. Gene Ontology annotation, cellular component: Golgi apparatus. Lineage: Eukaryota; Metazoa; Cnidaria; Anthozoa; Malacalcyonacea; Nephtheidae. The transcript has 4 exons. Bases 42 to 902 code for a protein of 286 amino acids. Gene Ontology annotation, biological process: Golgi organization; protein secretion. The record is from RefSeq and is a predicted model, not a curated record.